CUACGGGUGAAAGUCGACGAAGGCACACAUGGCCCUGUCGUGGUUUAUGUGUGCCCAAAAACACAUCCAAAGACAGUUCAGAUUCGAUCCUAUGAGGUCAAGCCGCUCUCGUCUCACAAUCGAGUUCAUUCAUUUGAUAAUAGCCGACCAUUGAACACCUUGUCAUUUUCUGGAAAUUUCUCUUUGGCCGAGGCUCACUCAUGGUUGUCGAUGAUUGUGCCGGGAGUGCCGACAAAACCACCGCCAACCGACACGGUUACAGUCAAUUACCAGUCCACUUCCAAUGCUCCAACGCAGCUCCAGGCUAUCUAUUCGAAAGGAUCGAUUUCGUUCCGGUCUGACUCGAUAUCGACGAUAGCUAUUAUUCGCGAUAUUAUCAGUGAGGAUACUACAAAUCGACAGAUCAAAGUUCAGAUUUCAUGCGAUGUAAAUGAUGCUACUGUGGAUCACUGCUUAAAACUGAUGCACCCACGUAUGACACACUUGUUGAAUCUGGAGAGAAGAAAGCUCAUGGCGGCUGCAUUGAAGGUCAGUAUGAUUCUGAAUGAGGCAUCAUUUUGUCCAACUACUGAGAAACGAUGUUCUCUAUGA
Molecule: messenger RNA, 591 nt
Organism: Cooperia oncophora
Lineage: Eukaryota; Metazoa; Nematoda; Chromadorea; Rhabditida; Trichostrongylidae
Source: the annotation of a GenBank genome assembly